AUGUGUCAUUUCUUUCCGAGUUGAGCGGUGUGUUGGCUUUUCUUGAUUAGUUCAAAGAAAAAAAAAAAGAAAAAUUUACUACCGGCGUUUUUUCACAAUUUUUUACUAAAAAAUUAUCCCAAAAUGAAACUAUUUUCAAUAGUUUUAAUUAUCAUCUCAGUAAUUGCCCUAUCCAAUGGUGCAAUUGAUGCUGAAGUUGUAAAUAAAAACGUGGAACGCACAAUCGAUUUAACAUCACAACUCGUCAAGACUUCAUAUAAAAUUAUCUUGGAACAUUCCGCUAAGAAAGGAAUCACCGCCUACAGCCUGGUGAUACCAAGUAAUGAACGUCAACGUUUAGCUUUUAUUUCGGUUAAAGAUUCAUCGAAAAAAGAGCUAAAACACACUGAAAAAGAAACUAGCAAUGGAAUUGAGUUUCUUCUAACAUUCCCAAGUGCCGCUCCCACUCAAGUCGUUUAUGUGGAAACUGUUGCAACUAAAUCAUUGCAACCACAUCCGGCUAAGAUCAGUCAAGCCGAGAAGCAAUUGGUCAGGUAUUUUGGUAGUGUUUACUUCUACAGUCCAUACAAAACGUUGACCCAGAAGACAACGGUUCAUUUGAGCUCAUCCAGCAUUGAGUCGUACACUCAAACCAAACCGGUUGCUGUCUCUGGAAGCACCAUUACCUAUGGACCAUUUGAGAAUAUUGACGGUUUUACUUCAUCCGAACUCGUUGUCCACUUCGAGAACCACACCCCCUUCUUAUCGGUGACUCGCUUGGAGCGCACCUUGGAAGUCUCACAUUGGGGCAACAUUGCAGUCACCGAGAACAUCGACAUGGUUCACUCUGGAGCAGAAUUGAAGGGCUCAUUCUCCCGCUACGAAUUCCAAAAGGAUGCUCGCAGUGGCCAAGCAGCUGUGAAAUCCUACAAAACCAUGCUCCCAGCUUCGGCAACAGGAGUUUACUACCGUGACACCAAUGGCAACAUCUCUACCUCGAACAUGAAGGUUCUCCGUGAUUCUGUUGAAUUGGAUUUGCGUCCACGUUUCCCACUUUUCGGAGGCUGGAGGACUUUCUACACUUUGGGUUACAAUGUUCCCUCUUUUGAAUACCUCUUCAACUCGGGCGAGAACUUCUACCUGAAAAUGCGCAUUAUUGAUCAUAUCUACGAUGACAUGGUUGUCGAUGAAGCAACUGUGAAGAUCAUUUUGCCCGAAGGAGCAUCCAACAUCAAACUGAUCACUCCAUACUCUGUGAGUCGUCAAGCCGAUAGUUUGCACUUCACCUACCUGGACACUUUUGGACGUCCAGUGAUCUCAUUUAGCAAGAAAAACCUCGUUGAGAAUCACAUUAGUGACUUUAAUUUGAAGUACAACUUCUCGCGUGUGACCAUGUUGCAUGAGCCAUUGUUGGCUGUUUUAUUCUUCUUUGCGUUGUUUGUGCUUGUAAUUAUUUGCCUGCGUUUGGACUUUUCAAUCUCGAAGGAGAAAGAACCACAUGCACAUAAAGAAUAAAUUAAAUUCGUUGUGUGUUUUGA
Molecule: messenger RNA, 1517 nt
Organism: Episyrphus balteatus (marmalade hoverfly)
Lineage: Eukaryota; Metazoa; Arthropoda; Insecta; Diptera; Syrphidae
Product: dolichyl-diphosphooligosaccharide--protein glycosyltransferase subunit 1
Exons: 2
Coding region: 124-1494 (456 amino acids)
Cellular component (GO): oligosaccharyltransferase complex; membrane
Source: RefSeq, a predicted model, not a curated record